AUGGAAAAGUAUCUGCGUUCUUGGCGACAGGACGCGUUGAAUCGCGGCCAGCAUGAAUCCGCUAUCUACAUUGGAGACAAGGUGCUGGCACUGACAAAUAGCGACUCAGAUGCCUUUUGGCUUGCCCAGGUUCACUUCUCGAACAACAACUUCACCCGCGCGCUAGCCUUGUUGUCUCGCAAAGAUCUUGUGUCCCGAAGCACCGCCUGCCGUUACCUUGCGGCGCACUGCUACAUCAAACAGAACCAAUUCGAGCAAGCCCUCUCAAUUCUUGGUGAACACAAUCCUGCGGACCUGGUUCGUAAUCCCAACAGUCGGCGGAAGAUUCAGCACCUCGACGGCCAAAACCACGUCACGUUGCGGAAUGGGAAGAGCGCGCGUAGCGAGCGAGAUGGAGAGAGAGGGGGGGACCGAGGAGGGGAGGAUCGCGAUCGAGAUGAUGCCAAUAAUGUUCGGUUCGAGGCCGCCAUGUGCUAUCUGAGAGGUCUCUGCUUCGCCAAGCAGAAUGCGUUUGACCGGGCCCGCGACUGCUACAAAGACGCGGUGCGAAUUGACGUGCAAUGUUUCGAGGCAUUUGAUCAGCUCAUGAAGAACUCCUUGAUGUCGCCGACAGAGGAGCUUGAGUUCCUUGAAUCCCUAGACUUCGACUCGGUUUCCUCCCCCGACCCUACCAUUUCCCAGGAAGCAGCACACUUCACCAAAAUGCUCUAUACAACGCGAUUGUCCAAAUACUCGUCGCCCGCAAUUCUAUCGGAUGCGACUGAGACACUUUCCACACAUUACAAUCUCUCGGAAAAUCCAGACAUACUCUUGUCGCGUGCAGAGGCACUCUACACCCAGUGUCGCUUCGCCGAAGCCCUGGAACUGACCUCCUCCAUCCUCUCCACCUCCCAGUCCGGUGAGCUGACGACGACGAACAAUUCUAGCAUGCCCGCGCACAGUAAUCUUGGCCAUGCUCCAGCGGUCUAUCCGCUCCAUCUGGCCUGUUUAUAUGAGACCGGAGCUACCAAUGCGCUUUUCCUGCUUUCCCACAUGCUUGCAGACCAUGCUCCCGAAGAACCGUAUGCCUACUUGGCCAUCGGUGUCUAUUACCUCGCCGUGUCGAAGAUCGCCGAGGCCAGACGGUUUUUCUCAAAGGCAUCCUUACUUGAUCCCCACUCGGCACCAGCAUGGAUUGGAUUCGCCCAUACCUUCGCUGCUGAGGGUGAGCAUGAUCAAGCCAUCGCGGCUUACAGUACGGCGGCGCGGCUCUUUCAAGGCAGUCAUCUGCCGCAACUAUUCUUGGGUAUGCAGCAUUUGGCCUUGAACAACAUGUCUCUCGCCCAUGAGUAUCUCUGCGCUGCGUAUGCCAUGUCGACUGGAUCGGUCCCGGGCUCUACGCCUAGCCUCCCCCCCAAUCUUGCAGCUGCACCGCUUGGUGGAGAUCCCCUCGUUUUGAAUGAGCUUGGUGUAGUCUUUUACCACCAAAACAACUUGGGCGCAGCCGUGGAGUUGUUCCGACAAGCCCUGGCGUUGGCAACUUCUCUUCACUGUGAGCCUGGCGCGUGGGUGGCUACUCGUGCUAACCUCGGGCAUGCUUUGCGACGCCUGAGCCGUCUGCAUGAGGCUCUUCGCGAAUUCGACGAGUGCCUUCGUCAUGGGGUACUCGCCCUUCUUAGGCGGUGGGCGGGUGGCUCCUCGGCCGUUGCCACGGCAUCGGGCGUUGGUGGCUACGAAGAUCGCGGUCUGGUCGGAUCACUGCAUACGUCACGAGGACUUCUCUUGCUGGAACUCGGUCGCACGACCGAAGCAGUGACCGCUCUGCAUGAGGCCGUUCGAGUAUUGGGGGCGAGCGGGGGCGGGGAUGCCGCCGGCGGGGCGGGCGUUGCUGGCACGCUCCUUUCCCGGGCACUCGAACUCUGGGCCCUUGAAGGACGCGAGAAAGAUCGUAAAAUGAUGGAGGAGGCAGCUCGAUCACAAAGUCGGAGUUCCAACCGCUCUCGUGAGGUUCGGGGUAAAGAACGACAUACGCAGGAUGACAGCUCGCGGCGUCGCGCACGUCCAGAACCUUCCGAGGAAUGGACCGACGAGGUGACCCAUGCAGCUACACCCGGUGCAACGGAGACAGAAAUCGCCGAAGAGAAUGUUGAGUCUGUUCUUGAUGAAGAGGCUGACGGACUCCUUCGCCGGGCAUUGGGUCGCGUGCGCCCCGGUCGACAGCGCCGGUCCGCUAUGCCGGCCACCCCCGACGCGGAGAUGAAUGAUACACCAGCGCGUAGUCGCAGGCAUCACCGGAGCCAGUCCCGACAGUGA
Messenger RNA from Penicillium maclennaniae, 2292 nucleotides. Its product is annotated as anaphase promoting complex subunit CDC16. Bases 1 to 2292 code for a protein of 763 amino acids. Lineage: Eukaryota; Fungi; Ascomycota; Eurotiomycetes; Eurotiales; Aspergillaceae. The transcript is spliced from 3 exons. The record is from RefSeq and is a predicted model, not a curated record. Gene Ontology annotation, biological process: cell division. Gene Ontology annotation, molecular function: protein binding.